AUGGAUGAUUCAGAGGUUAUAAAAUGCAUUUUUUAUAGUGAAUUUCAUAAUAUAUAUGGUACAAAAAUUUUACAUCAAUACCCAGAAGGAUUUAUUUCCAAUGAGGUUUUCGAAGGUUUUGCAGAAUAUAUUAUACCCAAACCAAAACUAUGUGGAAAAGUAAUUACAUUGACAGCAUUUGAUUAUAAAAUAUUAGGAUAUCCAGUUUUAGUGCAAGAUGUUAAAUAUCAUAGAAAUGCUUUGUUAUUUAAUUUAUGUUUUGUUUUUGAUAAAAAUACAGAAACUACAAAUUAUAAUCAAAUAGUUAGAAAAUUAGGUAUCAUUUUAAGAACAUUAGAGAAAGAAUCUGAAUAUUUAUUUAAUCAAUCAAAAGAAAUUGGAUUAAAUAAAGAUCAACCAGAUUUACCAGUAAUUUUAGAAACAUUAUAUAGAGAAUUAAAUACAUAUGGUGAAUCAACAUUUAUAGUAGACGAGGCAAACACAAUCAAUGUUAAACUAUUACCAACACCUGACGAACCUCCAGAAAUUUUACCACAUCAAGUACCAGUUUUAAUUGAAGAAAUUGAUACAUCGAAUGAAUCUGAAUGGGAUUUAACUUUAUUACAAAUAUUACCUUUUAUAGAUGGUAUAAAUUAUGUUGGUAGAAUUUCUAAAUUAACAGAGAUCGAUAUUAGUUUAGUUAGUAGUUGUAUUCAACAUUUAGUUUAUUAUAGUAUUGUUAAAAUGGUGGAUAUAUUUCAAUACUCUAAUAUUUACAACCCAACACCAACUAUCAGAAAACUAGCAAGCAAUUUAGAUAUGCAAAGAGAAUGUCAAAAAUAUAUAACGAUUCCAGGUGCAACACCAUGUUCAUUCGAAUUAAUUUUCUCAUUGUAUUCAUCACUUAGCAUCGAUAUAACUUUUAGGGAAUAUUGUUUAGAAAAUUCAUUAACAUCAUUGGGAAUUGACGAAAGAGCUUUUAUUAUGUUUGGUAUAAUCAACGAAUUCCUAAGAAGAAAGCAAAGAUAUCCCUUAAUUACAAAUCUAUCAACUUUAGAUGGUUUACCACUAUCUCAUAAAAAGCAUUUAUUAAAUGGCACUAAAAACUAUGAUGAAAUUUGUUGUAUUUUAUCAGUUGGUGUAGAAGCUGUUGAAAAAAUUCUAUUUGAAAUAGCGCACCCUGAUUCAUUUAUAACCAUUCUAAAAUAA
Messenger RNA from Dictyostelium purpureum, 1188 nucleotides. RefSeq lists its product as uncharacterized. Gene Ontology annotation, molecular function: GTPase activator activity. Gene Ontology annotation, biological process: negative regulation of TORC1 signaling; positive regulation of autophagy. The coding region runs from base 1 to 1188 and encodes 395 amino acids. The record is from RefSeq and is a predicted model, not a curated record. Gene Ontology annotation, cellular component: GATOR1 complex; vacuolar membrane. The transcript has 4 exons. NCBI's taxonomy places the organism in Eukaryota, Evosea, Eumycetozoa, Dictyosteliales, Dictyosteliaceae.